This is a messenger RNA of Sitodiplosis mosellana (orange wheat blossom midge), 1107 nucleotides long. RefSeq names its product nicotinamide riboside kinase 1-like. The record is from RefSeq and is a predicted model, not a curated record. Gene Ontology annotation, molecular function: kinase activity; ATP binding. Bases 142 to 795 code for a protein of 217 amino acids. Lineage: Eukaryota; Metazoa; Arthropoda; Insecta; Diptera; Cecidomyiidae. The transcript has a single exon. Gene Ontology annotation, cellular component: cytoplasm.
UUCGCACACUGGCAAAACCAGAUGACUGUGACGUCGUGUCUGUUUUGACUGUUGCAACCGGUUGAUGUCUCAUUUUGUUUCGUAGUGUGAUUGAAGGGAAAAAAAUCGUGCAUUUUUUUUUUGUGUUUAGUUUGCGUUGCAAUGAAGCUUAUAGUGAUCGGAAUAUCUGGGAUAACCGGCGGUGGAAAGACAACGCUGUCUACACGUCUGUACGAAUUUUUGAAUAAUCCACAAAAUUCAAAUGUGUACAAUGGCUUUCGCAUCAACCAAGUGGUUUUGAUGCAUCAAGAUAAAUACUUUUACACACGUGAUAGUCCGCACCACAAAUGGAUACCCGAAAUCAAUUUCAUCAAUCGAGAAAUCCUCUCAGCUAUGGAUAUGGAUAAAUUUGCCGAAGAUGUUAGUGAAACUGUGCGAAAAUUGAAAGCUGAUGACACUCCAAAGGAAAACUCCAUCCUAAAUCAAGACAACAAUGGUUCACAAAUCGAUGUGAACAUCCUGAUAAUUGAAGGAUUUCUCAUUUACAACGAUGCACGUAUUAGUCAGUUCUGUCAGUUGCGAUUCCAUAUUUAUCUAUCUUACGAUGUGGGCCUACAACGACGCCUCAUUCGCCCUUUCAAACACAUUAAUCCGAAACCAGAAUGGUAUUAUGAACAUUACAUUUGGCCCAUGUACCACAAACAUCUCAACGAAGUGCCAAAUAAAGCCGAAUUGGUGUUUCUGAACGGUGAACAACAUGUUGAUGAUAUUUUUAAUGAAGCCAACGAUUUUAUUACCAAAUUUCUUAUACAAUAACUAUCAAAAUGGAGUGGAAUAUAGCAUUUUGACGCGUUUGAACCAAUAAAUUUUAGCCAAAUACUCGAACAUAAAAUAAUUUGUCGUGUUUGAGAAAUUAUAUCAAAUAAAAGCCGAACGCAUUAUUGUCAAAAUGAUUUGUUUGUUUUCAUUCUCUUGACGGAUCUUUCGUUAACGUUGAACGAUUUUUGUUUGGUGACAGGUUUGCUUUUUCGUUUUCAACAAAAAGACUACACGUGAGUUUUCCCUAUUGACAAAAAUUGUUUUGAUGCUUCAAUCAAAGUGGAUGUAAACGGCUUGUGUUGUGGUUAU